Molecule: messenger RNA, 1056 nt
Organism: Xyrauchen texanus (razorback sucker)
Lineage: Eukaryota; Metazoa; Chordata; Actinopteri; Cypriniformes; Catostomidae
Gene: anapc10
Product: anaphase promoting complex subunit 10
Exons: 5
Coding region: 334-891 (185 amino acids)
Biological process (GO): protein K11-linked ubiquitination; anaphase-promoting complex-dependent catabolic process
Cellular component (GO): anaphase-promoting complex
Source: RefSeq, a predicted model, not a curated record
GCGGCAGUGCCGGGGAAGUAUGAACACUGAACUGUAUUGUGGAUAUUAAUGAUGAUAUUCGAUAAAUUUUUUUAGGAAUAUAUCGUUCAGUUUAAGUUAGUGUGAGCGCAGAAGUAAGAAGUAACUGUGAGUGGCUUUUGUUUUGCUGUUGGUCUGACUGACCGGAUAGAUGUUUGCAAUUAAACAUAAAAAAUAUUAGCUUUCACUAAAGCUGCCAUUAAAAUAACUGAAAAUAAUAUACAGUAGCUCAGAACGAGUUCAGACUAAUUAAACACUAGGAACACUGUUUAUAGUCAUUUUCUACUGGUGUAAGGCUGGUUGUUAGAUGUAAGCAUGGCAACCACCACCAAAACCCCCCCAGGUGCAGACCCUAAGCAGCUGGAGCGCACUGGUACAGUCCGAGAGAUCGGAUCACAAGCCGUGUGGUCGCUGUCUUCCUGCAAACCCGGGUUUGGAGUCGACCAGUUGAGAGAUGACAAUCUGGAGACAUACUGGCAGUCUGACGGAUCUCAGCCACAUCUGGUGAACAUUCAGUUCAGGAGGAAGACUACUGUGAAGAUGUUAUGUAUUUAUGCUGAUUAUAAAUCGGAUGAGAGCUACACUCCCAGCAAGAUCUCAGUCAGAGUGGGAAACAACUUCCACAAUUUGCAGGAGAUCCGGCAGUUGGAGAUGGUGGAGCCGAGCGGUUGGAUUCACAUCCCUCUGUUGGAUGUGGUGAACAAUCCUAUCAGAACCUUCAUGAUCCAGAUCGCCGUGUUGGCCAACCACCAGAACGGCCGUGACACACACAUGCGGCAGAUCAAGGUGUACACACCUGUGGAGGAGAGCUCCAUCGGCAAAUUUCCACGAUGCACCACUGUAGACUUCAUGAUGUACCGCACCAUCAGAUGACUCGAACAACAGUCUCCGUUGCUCACAUGGACGGACUGAGUAGAAUUAAAUGUUUUCAGACGAUUUAUUUGUAUUUUUUUUAAAUGUGCCAAGCUGUGUUUUGUAAGAAGUGUGUAAUUCAUGUUAAUGUUACUUUACAGGAAUUGAAUGUUUGUUUUGAAACAA